UAACCGAACAAGAAAUGAUAAAAGUUAGAAUAUUUACUUAUUUAAGGAGUUUAUUUUAUGUUAUGUUUACAAAUAAUUUUUUCCUUUUUGCUGUUUAGAUCAAUUCUUUAAAGGAACAAGUAGAAACUUUCACUAAAACAGAAACAGAAUUACGUAAACAGCUUAAUGUUUACGUAGAUAAGUUUAAGCAAGUUGAGGAAACGUUAAAUAAGAGCAAUGAACUUUUUCUUACUUUCCGUAAAGAAAUGGAACAGGCGUUUUAAUACCGCAGAUGACCAAAAAGACAAAGAAACUUGAAAAAGAAAAUUCGUCGAUUAAAGGAAAAUGUGAUAUAAUGAACAAGAACAUUCUAGAGAUGGCCGAAGAGCGGGCAAGGGAUCAGAAAGCUAUAGAGGAUGCAAAAAAAAAGCAAGCAAAAUUAGUAAACUUAUGCAAAGCGUUACAAGCUGAAAGAACGGUUCUUAAGAAGAAAGUAGAAUCUUUUGAAUUGACACCUAUUCGACGUCCUAGCACACCUAUUUCUUCAACUUGUGAAGAAGAAGUUGAGGAAGGAUCAAGUGAUUAUGGUUCGACAGAAGAUACAGCACCCUGUAAAUGCACAGAACAUAACAAUGGGGAAGUUACUGAAAUACCAGCACAAUGUUUCUUUGAGAUAGAUCGAGAAUGUUUUGAAGUUGGGCAAAAAUUAGAUGCUUCUGGUGAAUCAGAUUUGGAAACUGAUAGAGUUAUUAUAGAAAGGGAUGAAUUAGUUGUCAAUUGAUACAUAUAGUUGAGCUUUCAAAGAAACUUUAUGGAGAUGAUGUUUAAAAUCUAUUUAUUAGUGACUGUGUCACUUUUUUUUUUUUUGAUAAAAAA
This is a messenger RNA of Rhizophagus irregularis DAOM 181602=DAOM 197198, 855 nucleotides long. The record is from RefSeq and is a predicted model, not a curated record. NCBI's taxonomy places the organism in Eukaryota, Fungi, Glomeromycota, Glomeromycetes, Glomerales, Glomeraceae.